Messenger RNA from Ochotona princeps (American pika), 2574 nucleotides. Its product is annotated as cyclin-dependent kinase 11B. The coding region runs from base 43 to 2469 and encodes 808 amino acids. The record is from RefSeq and is a predicted model, not a curated record. The transcript has 19 exons. Gene Ontology annotation, biological process: protein phosphorylation; regulation of mitotic cell cycle. Gene Ontology annotation, cellular component: nucleus. Gene Ontology annotation, molecular function: ATP binding; cyclin-dependent protein serine/threonine kinase activity. Lineage: Eukaryota; Metazoa; Chordata; Mammalia; Lagomorpha; Ochotonidae.
CCUCGCACUCAGCGCCUGCCUCCCUCGCAGCGUGGGGCUCCAAUGGGGGAUGAGAAGGAUUCCUGGAAAGUGAAGACCUUGGAUGAGAUCCUGCAGGAGAAGAAGCGGCGGAAGGAGCAGGAAGAGAAGGCUGAAGUCAAGAGACUGAAAAACUCUGAUGACCGGGACUCCAAGCGAGACUCCCUGGAGGAGGGUGAGCUGCGGGAGCACCGCAUGGAGAUCACCAUCCGAAACUCACCGUGCCGGAGGGAGGACUCGCUGGAGGACAGGGGUGAGGAGGACGACUCUCUGGCCAUCAAGCCACCCCAGCAGAUGUCGCGCAAGGAGAAGACCCACCACAGGAAAGACGAGAAGAGGAAAGAGAAGCGGAGGCAUCGCAGCCGCUCAGCUGAAGGCGGAAAGCACGCCAGGGUGAAGGAGAGGGAGCACGAGCGGCGGAAGCGGCACCGCGAGGAGCAGGACAAGGCACGCCGCGAGUGGGAGCGACAGAAGCGGCGGGAGAUGGCGAGAGAACAUUCUAGAAGAGAGAGGGACCGGCUGGAGCAGCUGGAGAGGAAGCGGGAGCGAGAGCGCAAGCUGCGGGAGCAGCAGAAGGAGCAGCGCGAGCUCAAGGAGCGGGAGCGGCGGGCUGGCGAACGGCGCAAGGAGCGGGAGGCCCGCCGGGAAGUGUCUGCACAUCACCGCUCCACGCGAGAGGACUACAGUGAUCGGGGGAAGGCCAGCCACUGGAGCCGCAGCCCCCUGCGACCCCCCCGAGAACGCGUGGAGCUGGGUGAUGGCCGGAAGCCAGUGAAGGAAGAGAAGGCGGAGGAGAGAGACCCGCUCUCAGACCUGCAGGACGUCAGCGACAGUGAGCGGAAGACCAGCUCGGCCGAGUCCUCGUCAGCCGAGUCAGGGUCCGGGUCGGAGGAGGAAGAGGAGGAAGAGGAAGAGGAGGAAGAAGGCAGCACCAGUGAAGAGUCGGAGGAAGAAGAGGAGGAGGAGGAGGAGGAAGAGGAGGAGGAGGAGGAGACAGGCAGCAACUCAGAGGAAGUGUCGGAGCAGUCUGCAGAGGAAGUGAGCGAGGAGAUGAGCGAUGAGGAGGAGCAGGAAAGCGAGAGCCGCGUGCUGGUUGUUCCAGAGUCACGCUUUGACCGCGAUUCGGGGGGAAGUGAAGACGGGGAGAAAGAGGUGGGUGAGGGCACCCCGCGGAGCAGUGCCCUGACCGAGGGAGACUGUGUGCCCGACUCGCCGGCCCUGUCGCCGCUGGAGCUGAAGCCGGAGCUGCCCAAGUACCUGCCGGCCCUGCAGGGCUGCCGGAGCGUGGAGGAGUUUCAGUGUCUGAACAGGAUUGAGGAGGGCACCUACGGCGUCGUGUACCGAGCCAAGGACAAGAAGACAGACGAGAUCGUGGCUCUGAAGCGGCUGAAGAUGGAGAAGGAGAAGGAGGGCUUUCCCAUCACGUCCCUGCGUGAGAUCAACACCAUCCUCAAGGCACAGCACCCCAACAUCGUCACGGUCAGGGAGAUCGUGGUGGGCAGCAACAUGGACAAGAUCUACAUAGUCAUGAACUACGUGGAGCAUGACCUCAAGAGCCUCAUGGAGACCAUGAAGCAGCCCUUCCUGCCAGGGGAGGUGAAGACCCUAAUGAUCCAGCUGCUGCGCGGGGUGCGGCACCUGCACGACAACUGGAUCCUGCACCGCGACCUCAAGACAUCCAACCUGCUGCUCAGCCACGCUGGCGUCCUCAAGGUGGGUGACUUCGGGUUGGCCCGGGAGUACGGGUCCCCGCUGAAGGCCUACACCCCCGUGGUCGUGACGCUGUGGUACCGUGCCCCGGAGUUGCUGCUGGGGGCCAAGGUGAGUGGCGGGGACUCCUGGCCCUGUGGCAGGUGUGCCCAGCCAGCCGGCCCCCUGAGCCCUGUGGCCUGGCCCCCCCAGGAGUACUCGACAGCCGUUGACAUGUGGUCUGUGGGCUGCAUCUUCGGGGAGCUGCUAACCCAGAAGCCGCUGUUCCCUGGCAAGUCAGAGAUUGACCAGAUCAACAAGGUGUUCAAGGACCUGGGCACCCCCAGCGAGAAGAUCUGGCCAGGCUACAGUGACUUGCCUGCCGUCAAGAAGAUGACCUUCAGCGAGUACCCGUAUAACAACCUGCGCAAGCGCUUCGGGGCACUGCUCUCGGACCAGGGCUUCGACCUCAUGAACAAGUUUCUGACCUACUUCCCCGGGAGGAGGAUCAGUGCCGAGGACGGGCUCAAGCAUGAGUACUUCCGGGAGACACCACUGCCCAUCGACCCGUCCAUGUUCCCUACGUGGCCUGCCAAGAGCGAGCAGCAGCGAGUGAAGCGGGGCACCAGCCCCCGGCCACCUGAGGGAGGCCUGGGCUACAGCCAGCUGGGCGACGACGACCUGAAGGAAACCGGCUUCCACCUCACCACCACCAACCAGGGCGCCUCGGCCGCGGGCCCCGGCUUCAGCCUCAAGUUCUGAGCCCCAGGAGGGCCCUGCAGCCGCAUCCUCGCUGACCGCAUUCACCACCUUCUGUUUUUAUACUUUGGUUUGUAAAUUUGUGGAAUAAAACACCAUUUUCCUGUG